Molecule: messenger RNA, 2108 nt
Organism: Schistocerca americana (American grasshopper)
Lineage: Eukaryota; Metazoa; Arthropoda; Insecta; Orthoptera; Acrididae
Product: cytochrome P450 4C1-like
Exons: 7
Coding region: 1-1476 (491 amino acids)
Molecular function (GO): heme binding; iron ion binding; monooxygenase activity
Source: RefSeq, a predicted model, not a curated record
AUGGGGUUCGUGGCAGCGUGCUCGUGCCUGCUGGUGUGGGCGGCCGGCGCUCUCGUCGCCGGGCCGCCGCCACUGCCGCUCAUCGGCAACCUCCUCAGCUUCCGUAAGCUGCCCGUGCUCGUGGGCCAGCUCAGGGCCCUGCAGCGCGCCUACGGGAACGUGUUCAGGUUUUACAUGGGGCCCAAGCUAUUCAUGGUGGUGACACAACCCGACGAUGUUCAAAAGAUACUAACGACCAGCUGGCAGCGCGAACGCGAUCCAUACUUCAUACGCCCACUGAGGGUCUUCGUUGGCGAGGGCCUACUUACCAGCAAGGGAGACGUCUGGAGAAACCACCGCAAGAUCAUUGAGCCCACAUUCCACACCGAGGUGCUGAGCCGGUUCGUCGACUCAUUCAAUGAAGGCGCCAGGUUCACGUGCGAAAAGCUGGCGGCGGCUGCCGGUGCCGAGGUUGACGUAUACGGCCCACUGUUCCAUUCGGCCUUGCGGACCUUCACCUCGACCAUCGUCGGCAUCCAGCUGGACGAGUUAGAGCCAGACCGGCUCAAACAGGCCGAGAUCGCCGACGAGGUGAAAGACGGCCUGCAGACCAUACAGAAGAGAAUUUUCCGUCCCUGGAUGCAAAUGGAAUGGGUCGUUUCAAUGACGCCGGAAGGUCGUGCUUUCAGAAGACAAAUUGGUCUGAUAAAUGGAUUAGUGGGACAGAUAAUAAAUAUGGCGAAGAAGAAAAGAAAUGGGACGAUGCUGUACAAGAGGAGCUCUCUGAUGGACGUCCUGUUGGAUCGUCGAAGAGACAUGGAGAUAUCAGAAGGAGAAGUUCAUGAAGAGGUGUGCACGUUUGCACUGGCGAGCACAGAAACGACGGCAGCGGCAACCGGUUUCACGCUGUCUCUGCUGGCCUUGCACCCGGUGUGGCAGGACGCGGUGCACCGGGAACUGGACGAGGUCUUCGGCACAGAAGAAGGCCGCUUCAGGUCGUCCACUGCAGCAGACAUCGCCCGUCUCGCAGUGCUGGACUGCGUCGUAAAGGAGACGCUGCGGCUGUUCCCCAUAGUGCCGAACCUGCCGCACCUGGUGUCUGAGGACACGCCGCUGGACGGCGGCCGCUGCGUGGCCCCGCGGGGCGCGUGCGUGCUCGUCGCGCUCAGCCUGCUGCACCGCCAGCCGGACUCGUUUCCCGAGCCGGACCGCUUCGACCCCGGGCGCUUCCUCAAGGGCGGCAGCAGCGCUGACAGGCACCCGUACAGCUACCUGCCGUUCGGCACCGGCUCCCGCAAGUGCGUGGGCGGGAGGUUCGCGCUGCUGCAGAUGAAGACGCUGCUGUCGGCCGUGUUGCGGCGCUUCCACGUGCUGCCCGGCUCCAGCAGGCAGCAGCUGGAAGAGGUGGCGCUCUCCAUCACGGGGCAGCCCAUCUCGGGUCUCAGGGUCGCGUUUGUGCCCCGGCAAACCCCGUCGCCUGCCGCGGCACGUUCGUGAAGCACUGCGGACAGCAAUAAAUUACGUCAGCGUCGGGGCGCAUUCUGUCUGGGAAACUAUUCAGACGAUGUGCUUCUUUCUGUGACGAAGACCGUCGCUUCACAUGUUUUCAGCAAUGCGCGUACGUACAAGUACGCAGUGUUUCAUGUACAUUCAUCCUAUUUCAAAUGUCUGUAUCCUUUACGCUACUGAAGAAAGAAAUGGGGGUAAUUUUAACUUAUUUUCAAAAGAAACAUCCAAUAUUAAAAAGAAAAAAACUUCCUAAUGUUUUUCAAAAUUAUAUUUACUUUGUUGCGAACCGGCUUUUGGCUUCCUGGGCCAUCUUUAGUUGACAACUGACUGUGGCAAACACAGAUAUACAUUAUGUGCGACUUCCACAGAUAUUAUUUGUACAGAAGAUAAAAAUAAUGACAAAAUGUUUACAUAGAGAAAUAUUACAAUAAUUACAUUCACUAAUUAACUAAUUAAAUAGCUUCUCUCAGGGGCAACUCUCGAAUCGCAUAUUACUUCUAAAUUCUGUUCAAAAUGUUCAAAUGUGUGUGAAAUCUUAUGGGACUUAACUGCUAAGGUCAUCAGUCCUUACGCUUACACACUACUUAACCUAACUUAUCCUAAGGAUAAACACACACACC